Molecule: messenger RNA, 1002 nt
Organism: Lactuca sativa (garden lettuce)
Lineage: Eukaryota; Viridiplantae; Streptophyta; Magnoliopsida; Asterales; Asteraceae
Product: ras-related protein RABD2c
Molecular function (GO): GTP binding; GTPase activity
Source: RefSeq, a predicted model, not a curated record
UUUCUAUUCAAUACGUCAACCCCCACCAUACCUACAUUCUUUUAAAGACUCCGACAUUGCUGGCAUCUUCAUCAAUUCUUCAACGAAAUCGUUUACUUUUAAGCUUUAUCUCCGGCGAAGAUUCCGUUUUCCCGUCGAUCUCCCCAGUAGUUAUUGAAAUAUCUCGGCGUAACCUCGAUUUAGUCGAUCUCGACUCUAUACACGAAGAUGAAUCCCGAAUAUGACUACCUCUUCAAGCUUCUACUCAUUGGAGAUUCAGGAGUUGGAAAAUCCUGUCUCCUAUUGCGAUUUGCUGAUGAUUCAUACUUGGAAAGUUACAUCAGCACCAUUGGUGUAGACUUUAAAAUCCGCACAGUGGAACAAGAUGGCAAAACAAUUAAGCUCCAAAUUUGGGACACUGCUGGACAAGAACGUUUCAGAACAAUCACCAGCAGCUACUAUCGUGGAGCCCAUGGCAUUAUUGUUGUUUAUGAUGUGACAGAUCAAGAGAGUUUCAACAAUGUAAAACAAUGGUUGAGUGAAAUCGAUCGUUAUGCUAGUGAGAAUGUCAACAAGCUUCUUGUUGGAAACAAAUGUGAUCUCACUUCUCAGAAAGUCGUGUCUUAUGAAACUGGAAAGGCAUUUGCUGAUGAGAUUGGGAUUCCAUUCCUUGAAACAAGUGCCAAAAGCUCCACCAAUGUGGAAGAAGCUUUUAUGGCUAUGACUGCUGAAAUUAAAAACAGGAUGGCAAGUCAACCGUCAAUGAACAAUGCUAGACCUCCUACUGUUCAGAUCCGAGGUCAACCAGUCAACCAGAAGUCAGGAUGCUGCUCUUCUUGAAGAAGGUCUUGAAUCUUGAUCAUGGUUUUAUUCUUUUCGAAUUUAAAAAAAAAAAUGAAUUCAGGGAACUUUGAUGUACAAAGUAGGAUAACACUUUGUUGAAUGCCUGUUAUUAUUUUUAUUGUUAUGUUAUACUGUUUGCAAUUUGGCAAAAGUUUUAGCUACUUUUUUGUUUCCUUUGUA